Lathyrus oleraceus (garden pea) is the source of this 2442-nucleotide messenger RNA. RefSeq names its product leucine-rich repeat receptor-like protein kinase PEPR1. Gene Ontology annotation, cellular component: chromosome. The transcript is spliced from 7 exons. Bases 1 to 2442 code for a protein of 813 amino acids. The record is from RefSeq and is a predicted model, not a curated record. Gene Ontology annotation, biological process: chromosome organization. Lineage: Eukaryota; Viridiplantae; Streptophyta; Magnoliopsida; Fabales; Fabaceae. Gene Ontology annotation, molecular function: protein binding; ATP binding.
AUGGUUAACUUCAAUGCUAACAAGUGCCCUAAGGGCAUUGUUCAAGGAAUCUAUAAAAAGAAAAUUUGUCUUGAAAAUACCCGUCAAACACUUGUAAAAGAGAAAAAGCUGAUGGAAGAAAUUGAACGGCUUAAGGAUGAAAUCCAUGGUUGUGAUGAGAAUGUCCAGAACCGUAGAUCGAAUAUUACUUCUAUGGAAUCUCAAAUUGCUCAGUCACGUGAAGGGUUUAAUAUUUAUAAAGAAAAGAGAGAUAGACUUCAUGACAAGAGGAAGUUCGUAUAUCCUGUCGUUUUUUGUGAUGUUUGUGUGUUUUUUGUGGAUGAAAAACGAAUUGUAAAACAGAAGUUAUCGUCUUUAUGGAACCAAGAGAAUGGAUUAACUGCUGAAAUUGAUAAACUGCGAGCAGAAGUUGAAAAGGCUGAAAAGAGUCUUGAUAAUGCAAUUCCUGGCGAUGUUAGAAGAGGGUUGAAUUCAGUUCGGAAGAUCUGCAAAAGUUAUAAUAUCUCGGGAGUUCAUGGUCCAAUUAUUGAGUUGCUGAACUGUGAUGAAAAAUUUUUCACCGCAGUUGAAGUGACUGCAGGAAACAGCUUGUUUCACGUGGUUGUUGAAAAUGACGACAAGUCAACUGAGAUAAUUAAACAUCUUAAUCGACAAAAAGGUGGACGCGUUACAUUUAUUCCACUCAACAGAGUAAAUGCUCCUCGUGUCACUUAUCCACAAAGUUCUGAUGUCAUACCUCUUUUAAAGAAAUUGAAUUUUAAACAUGACUACACUCCGGCAUUCAGCCAGUUUAUCUUAAUUCUAAUAUGGUUUAUCUGGUUUCAUCAUAACAUGAUAAAAUUGAUGCAAGUGAAGCGUGUUGAAUUAGGACAAUGUGAUAUUAAAGGAUUAUUUUCCGCCACUACCUGGAGGGCUUUUGAUUCCAAUCCAUGCUCAUGGCUUGGCGUUCAAUGCGACCAUAACAACCAUGUGGUUUCCCUUAACCUCACUGCUCAUGGUAAUUUUGGUCAACUUGGACCACAAAUUGGAAACCUUUAUCACUUGCAUACUCUUUUGUUGUUGGAUAAUGGUUUCUCAGGAAAAGUGCCUUCAGAGUUAAGCAAUUGUACUUUGCUUGAGAAUUUAGACCUUUCUGGGAACAAAUUCAUUGGAAAUAUACCAUAUAGUUUGAAUAAGUUGCAAAAUUUACGGUUUAUGAGUUUGUCUUCCAAUCUGCUGACUGGUGAAAUUCCAGAUUCCGUGUUCGAAAUUCAAUCUCUAGAAGAAGUGAAUCUGCACAAUAACCUUCUUACUGGUCCUAUCCCAACAAAAGUUGGAAACUUGACUCAACUGUUGAGAUUGUAUCUAUAUGAUAAUCAAUUGUCAGGGAAUAUUCCUUCAUCCGUUGGUAAUUGCAGUAAAUUACAGGACCUUGAAUUGUCUUUCAAUCGUUUGAGAGGCGAAAUUCCGGUAAGUGUUUGGAGAAUUCAAAGUCUUGUGCACAUCUUGAUUCACAACAACAGUCUCUCCGGGGAACUACCUAUCGAGAUGACAAAUCUCAAGUAUCUAAAAAACAUCUCUUUGUUUGAUAAUCAGUUCUUAGGAAUCAUACCUCAAAGCUUGGGAAUCAACAACAGCUUAGUGAAGUUGGACUGCAUGAAUAACAAAUUCAGUGGUAAUAUCCCACCCAAUCUUUGCUUUGGAAACAAUUUGUUAUUCCUCAACAUGGGAAUCAAUCAACUUCAAGGUGGCAUACCCUCUGAUCUAGGAAGAUGUGAAACUCUGAGGAGGUUAUUUCUCAAUGAAAAUAAUCUCACCGGGUCUCUUCCUGAUUUUGAAAGUAAUCUGAACUUGAAUUACAUGGACAUGAGCAACAACAAUAUGAGUGGACCGGUUCCAUCAAGUUUGGGAAAUUGCGUAAAUGUCACAUACAUUAAUUUUUCAUGGAACAAGUUUGGAGGGUUCAUACCAUCAGAUCUUGGUAGACUUGUGAAUCUUGUGGUUUUGGAUCUUUCUCACAACAACUUGGAAGGUCCAUUGCCUUCUCAACUGUCAAAUUGUACUAAAAUGGAUCAUUUUGAUGUAGGGUUCAAUUUCCUAAAUGGAUCUCUCCCGUCAAGUUUGAGAAAUUGGACAGUCCUAACCACAUUGAUUUUAAGAGAAAAUCAAUUCACAGGAGGUAUCCCACAGUUUUUGGCAGAACUUAUAAACAUUCGCGAGUUACAACUUGGUGGAAAUUUGUUUGGUGGAAAGAUUCCUCGAUGGAGGGGGAGAUUGCGCAAUUUGUUCUAUGGAUUAAAUAUGAGUGCUAAUGGAUUGACAACUCUCGCUGAGUUGUCACACCCGUGCUAUCACCCCAUCCAAACAGAGUGUACGCCAAACCUUUCUAGGCAUAGAGAAAACACAGGUUUUGGAUGCCACGGGCCUUUGCACCUUUUGAGGUGUAAUCAGUCCUCCCAAUAA